Molecule: messenger RNA, 618 nt
Organism: Python bivittatus (Burmese python)
Lineage: Eukaryota; Metazoa; Chordata; Lepidosauria; Squamata; Pythonidae
Source: RefSeq, a predicted model, not a curated record
GCUGAUAUAUAACUGUAGCAGAAGGUAAGAGCGUUUCAUUUGUUCCAAGAGAGCUCUUGCAUUUUUGUUGUCUCCUUGUGUUUGUUGACCUAUUUUUUCCCUUGGCUUUUGCUGAAAGGAGAGUGAGGAGUCAUGGGUGAUGAUGAGGAAACCACAGCCCUUGUCUGUGAUAAUGGUUCUGGGCUUUGUAAGGCUGGAUUUGCAGGAGAUGAUGCUCCCCGGGCUGUUUUUCCAUCUAUUGUUGGGCGACCUCGGCACCAGGGGGUUAUGGUAGGGAUGGGCCAGAAAGACAGCUAUGUUGGGGACGAAGCACAAAGUAAACGAGGAAUUCUGACCCUGAAAUAUCCUAUUGAGCAUGGUAUUAUCACAAACUGGGAUGACAUGGAAAAGAUUUGGCAUCAUUCUUUCUACAAUGAACUACGUGUUGCCCCAGAAGAGCAUCCUGUGCUGCUGACAGAAGCUCCUUUAAAUCCUAAGGCUAACCGAGAGAAAAUGACUCAGAUAAUGUUUGAAACAUUCAACGUACCAGCAAUGUAUGUGGCCAUUCAAGCUGUUCUCUCCUUGUAUGCAUCUGGACGAACUACUGGUAAAUCUGGAUUGUAGUUUCUAUUUCCUUUU